GAUUGGGUCAAGAUCACCAGUUCAGACGGCUACUCCUUUCUCGUGAAGCGAAGUGUUGCUGUAACUAGCGGCACCCUUAAAAACAUGCUUAGCGAGGACAGCAGUUUCAAGGAGGCAAUUGCCAACACAUGUCCAAUUAGUGAACGCGCCGCUGUGGUGGAGAAGGUCUGUGAAUACAUGUCCUUUAGGGCCUACUACGAGGGGCCUGGAUCCAAGGAGGGCGUUGAUGUAAAUGAGUUCACCGAACGCAUACCGCCUGAGGUGGCCCUGGAGCUGUGUGUCACAUUGUUAUCUGUUCCAUUAUGA
This is a messenger RNA of Suillus paluster, 306 nucleotides long. RefSeq names its product BTB/POZ protein. Lineage: Eukaryota; Fungi; Basidiomycota; Agaricomycetes; Boletales; Suillaceae. Gene Ontology annotation, cellular component: elongin complex. Gene Ontology annotation, biological process: ubiquitin-dependent protein catabolic process. The record is from RefSeq and is a predicted model, not a curated record. Gene Ontology annotation, molecular function: protein-macromolecule adaptor activity. The transcript has 3 exons. The annotation marks the transcript as partial.